Molecule: messenger RNA, 860 nt
Organism: Chenopodium quinoa (quinoa)
Lineage: Eukaryota; Viridiplantae; Streptophyta; Magnoliopsida; Caryophyllales; Amaranthaceae
Product: expansin-A11-like
Exons: 3
Coding region: 81-860 (259 amino acids)
Biological process (GO): plant-type cell wall organization
Cellular component (GO): extracellular region
Source: RefSeq, a predicted model, not a curated record
UACAACAUCCUUUUUUCCAUAAAUUAUUCUUUCUAAAAUUAGCUAAAUCCUCUCCAUUCCUCUGUUUUUGAGUUAGAAACAUGAAAAUGAACAAACCCGCCUUAGCCUUUUCUAUUGUUUUUCUAGGAUUAUGUAUCCUAAAUAUUAAUGUUGAUGCUUUUGUGGCUUCUGGAUGGCAAAAGGCUCAUGCCACUUUCUACGGUGGCAGUGAUGCUUCUGGAACUAUGGGAGGAGCAUGUGGGUACGGCAACUUGUACUCCACUGGCUAUGGGACAAGCACCGCAGCUCUAAGUACUGCAUUGUUCAACAAUGGUGCGGCAUGUGGGCAAUGCUACAGAAUCAUGUGUGACUAUAACACGGAUCCAACAUGGUGUAGGAAGGGAGCUUCGGUAACUAUUACUGCAACUAACUUCUGCCCUCCAAACUAUGCAUUGCCAAACAAUGCCGGAGGUUGGUGUAACCCUCCUCGCCAACACUUUGACAUGGCGCAACCUAUCUGGGAGAAGAUUGGCAUUUACAGAGGCGGAAUCAUUCCUGUCAUCUUCCAAAGGGUUCCAUGUAUGAAGCAAGGAGGAGUCAGAUUUACUAUCAAUGGAAGGGACUACUUUGAGCUUGUAUUGAUCAGCAACGUAGGUGGAGCAGGAUCAAUCCAAUCUGUUUCGAUCAAGGGAACGAAAACUAACUGGAUGGCGAUGUCUAGAAAUUGGGGGGCUAACUGGCAGUCAUUGGCAUACCUUAAUGGACAAUCUUUGUCCUUCAGAGUCACUACUACUGAUGGCCAAACACAAACUUUUAACAAUGUGAUUCCUGCUAAUUGGAGAUUUGGUCAGACGUUUUCGAGUCUUGUACAGUUCAAGUAA